Messenger RNA from Sebastes umbrosus (honeycomb rockfish), 1893 nucleotides. It is a transcript of the gene fbxw12, whose product is annotated as F-box and WD repeat domain containing 12. Gene Ontology annotation, molecular function: protein binding. Bases 77 to 1504 code for a protein of 475 amino acids. The transcript is spliced from 10 exons. The record is from RefSeq and is a predicted model, not a curated record. NCBI's taxonomy places the organism in Eukaryota, Metazoa, Chordata, Actinopteri, Perciformes, Sebastidae.
UUUUGUCGCUUUGACGACCUGUAAGGAAAUAGAUAGAUAGUUAGUGGUGAAGGGGGGCAAGAUUAUUGAUGUCAGCAUGGAUAUCGAUCACCCACACUUGAUCAGUGAUUGCCUUAUUCAUAUUUUUACAUUCCUGAAUGAGGGAGAUUUAAUCAGCUCCUCUGGUGUGUGUAAGGACUGGAAUGAAGCUGCAGGGACUCCUUGGCUAUGGAGGAGGAAGUGUCUGCAGCGCUGGAGUUUUUGUAACCUCGCUGUCCUGGGGGGUGAAAGCGUGAAUCACUCAUGGAAGAGAUACUUCCUGAGACGUUGCCACUUAGAGAUGAAGAUGAAGGAAGGCAGGUCAGGAGGUUACACCUGCAAAAGCCUCAGAGGACACACAGGCAGGGUGGUAGGGUUGGUGUACCUGCAGGGGAAUUCAGCUCAGCGUCCUGACAUCUGGAGCAGCAGUGCCACAGUGUGCAGCGCCUCCACUGAUGGGACAGUACGAGCCUGGGACAUCCUAAAUGGUGAACUCCUGUGGUGCAGUCCUGUGCAGGGUCCUUUGACCGGGAUUGUAAGUGAUGAACAGCAUCAAGUCGUGAUCACGGCAGACUCCACAGGUCUCAUCAAGACCUGGCAGAGUCAGACUGGCCAGGAGCUGGCCUCCUUUUCUUCUGCAUCUCCACACUGUGCAUUACUACAGUACAAUAUCAACAACAACUGGUUUCUGACUGUUGGAACCAGUCAGGGAUCUGUGUGCACACUAGCUGAUUCAGCUCUGACUAAAACGUCCAGCAUAAUGGUGUGUGACUCCUUUAAAGUCAACACACUCCUAUUUUCACCGGACAAGAAAUGGAUCACUGCUGGAACCAAGGACAGUGAUGAUUUAAGUCCGAAGGUGAUUUACACGGAGAGUUUGACCUCACCGUCUGAGGACGAAGAUCCUCUGUGCCAGUCGGUGCCAGUCACUGGGUGCCAGGCUGCUGUCUUCAUACCCACCCAGCCUGCCAGACUGGCCAUCAUCCACCGCAGCGAGCGUCCAAACAACAAAGCCCUCACUGUCUUCGAUGUCAGCAUUAAAAAGACUAAGUACAAGUCAGAUAUCCAGGUCCAGCAGGUGGAGUCCUUCCCCUUGACAUUGAACACCAGGUCCUCCUCAAACAUCCUUCUAGAGGCCAAAGACAGCAACUGCUUAGUGUUGGCAGCCGGUCAGGAGCUAUGGGUCUACUCUCUGAAAGGAGUCCUGCUGGCUAGCUUUAAAGAUCAUACUAUGCCUAUCUCUUCUAUAUCUGUGGAUAGCUUUCGUGUAGUGACAGCAUCUCAGGACCUCUCUUUACGAGUGUUGACAUGGAGGAAUGACAGAGACCGUGGGUUGACCCUGGAGAGCCAAUACCACUUACUGGGAGGCUCUCACACAAUGUCCAGAGGGUUCACUCAUGUCACCUGUGACUACUCCAGCAUCGUGGCCUCAGCAGAAGGGAAGGAUGGGAAAGACGUCUUAAAAGCGUAUUCUUUCACCUCCUGAGUGGCGCUGCUCCACAAAAAGGUGCCUACAAGCAAUUUGCACAACCAACUGGAAGGAGGAACAUUUGCUUUUAUUAUGAACUGUACAUCAUACUAUAUGCAGACAUGAGGAUGUUCUUUGACAAGUAUAUGUUUUACAGAAAACUGAAUGUAACACUAACACUGUUGAACAUGACCAGACUUAAGGCAUAAUGUUUGCAAAAUAUAUUUUGGUUCACCUGUUCUUCAAUAUGAUUUCUCCACUCUACUGAGGUAAGAAAAUAAAUGUAAAUAAAUAUAAAUACUAAGGCGUGUUAGUUAUGUAUUAAUGACAUUAAUCUACAUACCAUAAAUGUUUAUAUUUAGCCCAAAUUGAAAAACAUUAUUACAUAUUAAAUAACUUUGUCACAA